AUGUCUGAAAUCGAAGCUAAAUCUGUUGUUUACUGCGGCGUAUGCACUUUUCCUCCUGAAUACUGCGAGUUCGGCGGCUCGUUCAAAAGAUGUAAGGAAUGGCUCCUGGAGAACCACACAGAACUCUUUGAACAAUUGUACAGCGAGGAUGCGCUCGCCAAUGCCACUUCUUCCUUGUCCUUAGAAACUGAGGCGAAGAUCAACCAGGACUUGCAGAAGAAGCAGGCCAAGGAAGAAGCCAAGGCUGAACGCGAAUUGAAGAAGAAGUUAUCGUCUAAGGUGAUUGUCAAGAGCAUAUCCAGAACCAAGAGAAAGCAAGUGGUUGCCAUUUCUGGCUUAGAGGUGUUUGAGAUUGAUAUGAAAAAGUUGGCCAAGACCUUUGCCUCUAAGUUCGCCACCGGUGCCAGUGUCACCAAGAACGCCGAAAAAAAAGAGGAAAUCAUCAUCCAGGGAGACGUCGCGGAUGAGGUCGAAGAGUAUAUCUCCAAGAUGUUGGAAGAGAAGGGUUUGACAGAUGUCAAGGUUGAACAGACCGAGGAGAAGAAGAUCAAGAAG
Molecule: messenger RNA, 555 nt
Organism: Babjeviella inositovora NRRL Y-12698
Lineage: Eukaryota; Fungi; Ascomycota; Pichiomycetes; Serinales
Exons: 2
Biological process (GO): translation reinitiation; formation of translation preinitiation complex
Molecular function (GO): mRNA binding; translation initiation factor activity
Source: RefSeq, a predicted model, not a curated record